Molecule: messenger RNA, 2840 nt
Organism: Haliotis rufescens (red abalone)
Lineage: Eukaryota; Metazoa; Mollusca; Gastropoda; Lepetellida; Haliotidae
Product: pneumococcal serine-rich repeat protein-like
Exons: 10
Coding region: 70-2355 (761 amino acids)
Source: RefSeq, a predicted model, not a curated record
AAAAUCAAAACACAUCCUGCUGUCUCCAUCUUUUGCAUCGCAGUGGCCAAGGGCAGAGAUCAUCUGACAAUGGGGCCGAGAAUGAUCUGGAUCGCUUUCAUGGUUGCCGUGACAGUCGCUCACAUUGAUGGAUUACACGUCGUAAAACGAAGUCUCGUGGACGGUGGAACUAAUGAGGUCAGUUCUGAUAAGGCCUCGGCGGCGUCCGCAGCAGCAACAGAAAGUGCAGGGAAAGAUGCAGCAACUACAGGGACCAGCGAGUCCUCCUCCUCCUCCUCCUCCAACACACUCGGGGCAUCUCUUGUGCCCACUAUUUCAAAGAUGGCUCUGUCGCCGAGCACAAUUGCGUCCAUCUUAUCAUCGACCCCUGGAACCAAGGUCUCGACUGAUAAAUCGACCACAGGUAACUCCUCUUCUUCUACAGCUGCUGUAGAUGCUAGUGCCUCGGCUACAGCUGCAGUUGCCUCACUCCCAGUUAAUUCGGCAUCGGCACGAAAUGCCAGUGCUCCUUCACCAACAAACACCACUGGUGCCAACUCUUCAUCAACAACCGGUACAAAUGCUGGCCCGUCAUCUAGUGCAAACGCCAGUUCGUCCUCCACCAGUGCGACCAUCGGUAUCAUGCAGUCUUCGUCUGUCACCGAUCCCAAAGCAUCCUCGAAUUCUUCUGUAACCACAAUUGCAGCUUCGACGACAUCAACAGCUUCAUCAAAUGCCAGUGCAGCAUCAGGUUUACUAUCCUCAGAUAAAAAUAGUGCAGCUGCAAAUGCUGCCUCCAGCGCCGAUACCUUAUUCGCGGCCGUUGUGAAUGCAUCACCUGCUCCUUGGACAGUUAACGCUUCCUCAUCUGAGCCUGUCACUGGAUCUUCAACCACAAUAGCUUCCGUCGCUUCCACUACACCCAUCACAAGUACCUCAACCACAGUCGUUGCUAGUACUGUUUCAUCUUCUGCACCAAGUACUAAAAUAAGUGUUAGUUCUCCAAGCACAACAGUGGCGCCUACAUCUCUUACCUGGAAGAGCUCUGGUUCCCCCGCAAUAGCGGCAACUGCAACAACUGGAACAAGUGCAGGCACCUCAGCAACCACAGGAAUAGGUGCUAGCACAUCACUGACAGGAGCCAGUGCCAUCACUUCAUCAGCAAGAGGAACAAACGCCAUCACAUCGUCAGCAACAGGAACAAGCUCCAUCACCUCGUCACAAACAGGAACAAACGCCAUCACAUCGUCAGGAACAGGAAUAGGUGCUAGCACACCACUGGCAGGAACCAGUGCCAUCACUUCGUCAGCAACCGGAACAAACGCGAUCACAUCGUCAGCAACAGGAACAAACGCCAUCACAUCGUCAGCAACACCAACAAGCGCCAGUUCGGCGUCUGCGACAGGGACAAACGCCAUCACAUCGUCAGCAACUGCAACAAGCGCCAGUUCGGCGUCUGCGACAGGAACAGGCGCCAUCAAAUCGUCAGCAACUGCAACAAGCGCCAGUUCGGCGUCUGCGACAGGAACAAGCGCCAUCAAGUCGUCAGCAACAGCAACAAGCGCCAGCACUACGUCAGCAACAGGAACAGGCGUCAUCACAUCGUCAACUACAGUAACAAAUGCCAGUACGGCGUCAGCAACAGGGACAAGCGCCAGUACGGCGUCAGAAACAGGAAUCAAUGCCGGUGUCAAACCUACAGCUGGGGCAAGUGCUAGCUCUGCACAAACACCUCCAGUAGAUUCAUCCCCAUCUGCUGGCGCACAAGUGAACAAAGUGGAUACAAAGGGUGUCGAGACGACGUCUGUGACAGAGGCAACGAACAAACAACAGGGCACGACACCAGCUGAAACUCAGAAAGCACAGCUAUCGUUGGAGCAAAUAAAAGAAUUAGUGCAAAUUUACAGCCUUCGACCAAGCAACUACGGUCGUUUCUUGGAAGCACUUCAGUGGCAGUCAACGAAGAUGGUCAGGACUAUGGACACACGCCGUCGAGUUAUCACCCCCGUGGCAGCCACAUACCAGGUGGUCCUCAACGGAGGUGACUGUGUGCCAUGGAACAGCUUCCCCUUCGACCGCACCCUCACCUGGCAGGGGGGACGCGCCACGAUCCAUUUCUUCAAUCCUGAUGGUCGAUAUGCCGAGCGUUGCCUUGGUAACCCUCUGACUGAAACCGACAAGGAGUGUCGUUUCCAGAUCGUCAUCCCCAACGAAAUCAUCACCGCGAUAGACACGCCUGGAUUCGUGGUGUUCAAUCGGAUUAUGCAUAUUCAACACCUGGGAGAUGUUCACACGAUUGAGAACAUGUUAUCAAGAGGCCCCGAAUUCAUGCAGAGAGAGGCGACCAUAAACGAGUUCUCGUCCUGCUACAACUAAACCUUUGGUAGUAGAACUACCACCCUGGCCUUGUUGACGCUGCCUGUACAAUCAAUCAACAGACAUAACAUUGUCACAGUGAAUGUAGACGCAUGUUCAUUGUUUACAACGUCGCACGACGUACUGUCGAGAUAGUCAAGGAUGCACCAAUUACAUAUGGCCUCCUUUCCAGGGAGUCAACAAUAUCACAAAUAUGUACAUAACCCCCUUUCCAGAGGGUCACGUUGUAACAAGUCUAUCUAUGAAUUCUUUUCAGAUUCUCACGGUUGUAACAAUUGCAACUAUGAAUACUUUUCAGAUUCUCACGGUUGCAACAAUUGCAACUAUGAAUUCUUUUCAGAUUCUCACGGUUGUAAUAAUUCUAUCUAUGAACACGUUUCAGAGUUUAACGGUUGUAACACUUAUAUUUAUGACAUACUUUCCAGUGAUGGUCAAACUUGCUUCAUGUCCCAUGUAUCAUGUUGUUUAUAAAGAGAAAAUUUAAA